Messenger RNA from Tetrapisispora phaffii CBS 4417, 2037 nucleotides. It is a transcript of the gene NOP9, whose product is annotated as RNA-binding RNA processing protein NOP9. Gene Ontology annotation, cellular component: nucleolus; preribosome, small subunit precursor; 90S preribosome. Gene Ontology annotation, biological process: ribosomal small subunit export from nucleus; endonucleolytic cleavage in 5'-ETS of tricistronic rRNA transcript (SSU-rRNA, 5.8S rRNA, LSU-rRNA); endonucleolytic cleavage to generate mature 5'-end of SSU-rRNA from (SSU-rRNA, 5.8S rRNA, LSU-rRNA). Gene Ontology annotation, molecular function: RNA binding. The coding region runs from base 1 to 2037 and encodes 678 amino acids. The record is from RefSeq and is a predicted model, not a curated record. NCBI's taxonomy places the organism in Eukaryota, Fungi, Ascomycota, Saccharomycetes, Saccharomycetales, Saccharomycetaceae. The transcript has a single exon.
AUGGCAAAACCAAGAGGUAGAAAGUUGAUUCAGCAACAACAAAAAGAUCAAUUUGAUCCUUCAAGUAAAGAAUCUAAGAGUACUAUAUCCACUCGUGACUAUGAAGAAUAUAAAGAUGAGCAAACAGAUGGUAGUCCAGCUGAUCCUCAGAUGUUUUUUGGUGUUUUGGAUAGAGAAGAAUUGGAAUACUUCAAACAAAUUGAAUCUACUCUGGCGUUAGAUGCUUUUGAAUCUCCAGAAGAGAAAAGUCAUAUGGUCUCAAAUGUGUUACAAGAAGCUAAAGGUAAAGAAUUAAAAUUAGUUACUUCUCAAAUUUGUUCAAAGUUAAUGGAAAGAGUUAUCCUGGAAAGUGACGAUGCUCAAUUGAAAAGUAUUUUUAAGACAUUUAAUGGAUUUUUCUAUAAUCUAUCUUGUCAUAAAUAUGCUUCUCAUGUUCUAGAAACUUUAUUUGUAAGAAGUGCUGCUUUAGUUGAAAAAGAACUAGUAACUCCAAGUUUCGAUGACAAUCAAGAUGACUCUGGUGAAUAUGGUUCUAUGGAAAAUAUGUUUUUAUUUAUGAUAAAUGAGUUGAAACCUCAUUUUAAAGAAAUGAUUUGUAACCAAUACGCUUCCCAUUCUUUCAGAUUAUUAUUAUUAAUUCUAUCAUCCAAAACAUUACCAAGCUCUACUAAAAACAAUUCCAUUUUACGUUCUAGGAGAUCAAAAAUUGCACGUAAGAUGAUCGAUAUUAAAGAUAAUGAAGACUUCAACAAAGUUUACCAAACUCCUGGUUCUUUUAAAGCCGAGUUAGGUCAAAUAUUAUCUUCACUGUAUAAAGACUAUACCAACAAUGCCCCAAGUCGUAAAGAAAUCAAUCCUUCUGUUAGAACAUCAUUUAGAGAAUUAUGCAUUGACAAAGUUGCCUCUUCUGUUAUACAAUUACUUAUUCAAAUUGAAGGUAUCUUUGACAGAGACCGUUCUUUCUGGAGAUUAAUUUUUAAUACCGAUGACAAGGCAGACCCAAAAGAAGAAUCAUUUAUUGAAUACUUGUUAUCUGAUGCUGUCGGUUCUCACUUCUUUGAAACCGUUAUAGGUCUUGGUAAGACCAAAUACGUUGAGAGAUUAUACAAUAUUUACAUUAAAGAACGUAUUGGUAAAUUAGCCAAAAGAGACGCUACAGGUGCAUUUGUUGUUCAAGCUCUUUUAAAAACGUUAAAGCCAAAAGAAGUCAAAGAAAUUUUGGAUAUAAUUGUUCCUGAAUUAAGCAUGCUAUUAAAUUCAAAUAUGGAUUUUGGUACCGCUAUUAUCGAUGCAAGUAAUAAGAAUGGCCAUUAUUUAAAGGAAGAAAUAAUCGAACAACUUGUGAAGAAAUUUUAUUCUAAAGAUUCAGAAAACAGAAAUAUAUUAGAAAGUUGUUUGAUGCUAAGCUCGUCCACUUUAGGUAACACUAAAGAUGACUGGCCAACUUCAGAAGAAAGAAGAAGAUCAUUAUUUUUAGAAGAGUUAAUAAUAUAUGAUGAUAAAUUCCUUGAUAUAACUGUAGAUAGUAUGUUGGCAUUACCUGCUGAAAGAUUAUUACAAAUGUGUUACCAUGGUGUUUUUUCACAUGUUGUGGAAUCAAUUUUAGUUACAAAAAAAGUUGAAAUAAUCAAGAGAAAACUGCUCUUAAACGUUCUCUGUAAAGAUGUUGUUAACAUGUCAUGUAAUGCUUACGGUUCUCAUGUUAUGGACAAGUUAUGGGAAUUCACUGCCAAAUUGGCACUAUACAAAGAACGUAUUGCAAAUGCGUUAGUAGCUGAAUCUGAAAAGGUUAAGAACAGUACCUAUGGUAGACAAGUGUGGAAAAACUGGAGCUUAGAAUUAUUUGUGAGAAGAAGAUUUGAUUGGAAAAGUAUUGUUAGAGAGCAAGAUGAAGAAUUAUUCCCAAAUUCCAAACCUUUGCAACCUACACCUAAAGGAAACGGAUUCAAGGGCAACAACAACAGAAAUAAUUUCAACAAACGUCCAUAUGAAAACAAUAGAGAGAACGACUCAUCAUAUAAAAGAUCCAGAAAGUAA